Molecule: messenger RNA, 4443 nt
Organism: Corythoichthys intestinalis (scribbled pipefish)
Lineage: Eukaryota; Metazoa; Chordata; Actinopteri; Syngnathiformes; Syngnathidae
Gene: ciita
Product: class II, major histocompatibility complex, transactivator
Exons: 21
Coding region: 470-3889 (1139 amino acids)
Biological process (GO): positive regulation of transcription by RNA polymerase II; positive regulation of MHC class II biosynthetic process; positive regulation of MHC class I biosynthetic process
Molecular function (GO): protein binding
Source: RefSeq, a predicted model, not a curated record
ACUGUUGCCUUUCUAUCAGUUCGAACCAGUCUGGCCAUUCUCCUAUGACCUCUGGCAUCAACAAGGCAUUUCCGCCCACAGAACUGCCGCUCACUGGAUAUUUUUUUCCUUUUUCGGACCAUUCUCUGUAAACCCUAGAGAUGGUUGUGCGAGAAAAUCCCAGUAGAUCAGCAGUUUCUGAAAUACUCAGACCAGCCCUUCUGGCACCAACAACCAUGCCACGUUCAAAGUCACUCAAAUCACCUUUCUACCCCAUACUGAUGCUCGGUUUGAACUGCAGGAGAUUGUCUUAAACCAUGUCUACAUGCCUAAAUGCAUUGAGUUGCCGCCAUGUGAUUGGCUGAUUAGAAAUUAAGUGUUAACGAGCAGUUGGACAGGUGUACCUAAUAAAGUGGCCGGUGAGUGUAUAUACAUACAGUACAGUUUGCGUCAGGAGAAAAUCCUUUUACUGUUUACCAGAGGUUCCACCAUGCAGGACACCGAUUUCUGGCCUGACCAUGAAGCUUUACCUGAUGAUUUAACAGAAUUCAUGGAUGACAGUUACUUGGUGAAGAUGCUUGAAACAGACAGCAUCUUUAGUGAUGAAUCUACAUUGACUUUUGAUGAAAACACAGACAUUCACUUGGCAAAAGAGCUGCCUAACACACACAGAAAACAGCUGGCAGAAAUGUUUGAACCAACAGGAAAAAUGGCUAUUCCUCAAAAAAGACCCAGAGCAGCUACGUUAUCAAAACAGAACACUGUGCCAAACGUGAAUUCCACAUCGAAAAAACAAAAAACUGAAGGUACUGAUAGAGCAUCAGUGCAGAGUCGGGAAGAUCAGUCGUGUCCCUCACCACCACAAAGCCUCUUUUAUCACCAUCCCUCUAUCCAGUUUGUCACAAUCCCAGACACUACAUUUAAUCAGUUUAGGACACAAACGAUUCCUCUUCCAGUUCUCAGCCUGCCGAUACCCACUGUUACUGCACCAAUAUUGCUUUUGGCACCUUUUCCUACAUCCCUUUCAGGAUACAAACUCCAGGUUCCGCCCCUUCCCCCAGAGGACAAUGCAAUAGUACCUGCCGUAAAGAGCUCAUCACCAGCUGGAACAUUGUCAGACACUACUAGCAGAUUCAUGUCUCCCCCUUGCAAUAAUGAGAUGACUCAAAGUAAGGAGUCAACUGCAGUUCAGAGGUCUCCUGUAAAGUUUGAUAUGCCUCAGAGUGUAAUGAAAUACAUUCAAAUGGCCAAAGCGCAUAUGCAUCAAAUCUGCGAGGAGAUGGAACCAAGGCAAAAUUUGACAUCUCAUUACGUGGCUGUACAAGUGAUCCAAAGAGAGAUGUGUCGCUCUGGCAAAAAAAAGAAUAGAUGUCUGAACAAAGAGAUGGCGGUCAUGGGAGAUAUGGACAGACAAGAAAGACUGAUCAAGUUGACCCAGGUAUUUGAGAACUCGAAUGGAGCCAAACCAAAACGGUACAUACUACUACUUGGCAAAACUGGCAUGGGAAAGACCACCCUUAUUAGGAAGCUAUGCCAGGACUGGGCCAAAGACUGCCUUCCACAAUUUGACUUUAUAUUCUUAUUGAAUAGCAGUGCUCUCGUCACUUUAGGAAAGUCGCACUACAGUCUUCAGACCCUCCUGCUUGACUUUUUUAACAUUGCCUCCUGUGACUCCUCCGACACUGAGGAAGUGUACGCUCAAGUCCUUGCAGCCCCUAAACGUGUGCUCUUCAUUUUCGAUGGAUUUAAUGUUCGGGACUAUGAACUUCUAUUUCAGGAAAAAGACUUUACAACCUUGUUAGACAAAGACACUAAAGCGAAGUCAUCUACAGCUAGACAGCUAUUCUCUGCCAUCUUGCAAAGGGUGGUCCUUCCAGGAUCCAGUCUUCUGAUUUCGGCAAGACCCAGAGGCACUGCCUGCCAACUAUUGCGGCGACUUGACAGCAUUUUGGAGGCUAUUGGAUUUACCGCACCAAAUAUAGAAACAUAUGUUUCUAAGUACUUUUCUGAUCCAGACCUUAGAGAAUCUGCUCUCAAAUGUUUAGAAAAGUGUAGCUAUCUGUGUCAUCUUUGUUGGAAUCCUAGACUCUGUCGACUUGUGUGUUUGGUUUUGGAACACACCCAAAGUUCAGAGGGACUUCCCAACAGUUUAACUGAGCUCUGCCAUAAAGUUGUAUAUCUUAAAAUAGAGAAUGACAAGUCGGGAUCUUGCACUCAAGCACAAAACACAAGCAAAGCACAAGUGAGCAAAAGAACAAUGCGAUCAACAAGGAGAGAAAGGAAAAUAAAAACAAAGGAGAUUAAGACUGGGGAAAUCUAUGAAAAGAAAUUGUUGUCCUGUUUAUUCUCUUUGGCCUGGGAAGGAGUGAAGUCCAACACAUCCAUUCUGCCCAGAGAUGUAUGCUCGGAACUGAAAGCAUUUGGGAUCAGGAAGGGACUUUUCCUUUCUUAUCGAGGGAGGGCAAGACAGUCCUGUUGCAAGGUCCAAAUUCAGCAAGUCCAGGAAAAGAAAGAGAAUGUUUUGGAAGAACAACGGCAAAAUCAACACAAUAUGAACUUACAAGAAAAUGAUGGAGACGAUAACAGUCUCUUACAGUGGGCAGAUCCCUUCCUUCAGAGUUAUCUGGCUGGAAUUCAUUUGUCCAAGGCAAGAAAUGUUUGCCCUCAGAACCUCCUGCAGAACCUCUUCUCCCAGUCUGCUGCAACGGGACGUCAACGUCCCCAAGGAGAGGCGCAAGAGCUAACACAGCGAUUUGCUUUGGGAAUCAUGUUCCUUCCAAGAAGCGAGCUACGCAGGCUUCAUCUAGACAUUAACUCUAGCAGGCGGGCCUUGUUCACUAAGCAUCUUACGGGUCUUACCCUUACUAACCUGUGCCCUGAUCAGUUCCUAGAGUUAUGCCACUAUAUCUUUGAAGCAGGUCUUUUACAUGACAACAACAGUGACAUUGGAGAGGCACGAUUGGCUACUUACCUGGUAGAAAACCUACCCGAGGUCCUCACCUUUCGUGGAAUUCCACUUGGACCGCCAGACGCGUACGUUGUGCAGAAAAUUCUUGAAAGGGCUGAGAAUGGAAGCAGAGCUUUUUCUUUGGAUCUGGAGGACACUGGGAUUCCAAUUUCAAAUCUAAGGUCCUUGGUGGGGCUUGGCAGCUGCAGUACAUAUAGAGCAUGCAUCGCUGAUGUAAUUGUACUGUGGCAGCAGUUACAGCAGAGUGGGGGAAGAAAGUCCCUUCAACAAUAUGUGAAAAAGUUUAACAUCAACCCUCUGAAGAUCAUGCAUCUGCAUCAAAUAGAACAUCUAUCAAGGCUCGUGAAAAUUCAUAUGAACAAGCGGCUCUUAGACUGCCCUGCAGAACCUGAUGUCCUCCUAGAGAAAGGAGUUCCGGCAGUCAACGGGCUGCACAAACUGGAAAUAGACAUUGGUCCGGAACGUGGGCCCCUAGCUUUCCUGAAGCUGUCGGAGUUUCUACCAAGUCUAUGUGAACUACAACAUUUAGAUUUGGAGGGCAACAAUAUUGGAGACAAAGGAGCUGAGCAAUUAGCUGAAACGUUUGGCUCCCUCUGUUUUCUUCAGAUACUGAAUCUAUCACAGAAUUACAUAGGGGACAACGGGGUGCAGAAAAUGGUGACGAGACUGACGGAUCUAUCCAAACUGCGCUGUUUAAUCCUCUACAGCAACAUGAUUUCUGACAAUGGUGCCUCAGCCUUAGCUGCUGUUCUCCCUCACAUGGCAUCACUGACUGACUUAGACGUGAAAUAUAAUAAGCUAUCAGAUGUUGGUGCACAAUGCUUGGGAGCCAGCCUGAGAGAAUGUAAGAAAAUUAAGACAUUAAGAAUGUGGAACCAAUGUAUUCCAUACGGUGUAUUUGAGAGACUUCAGCAGCAGGAUUCCAGGAUCCUUUGGCAUUAGUACAGUUUAAAUAGAGAUGGGAAGGUAACCACGUGGGAUAUUAUUUGGCAUUGGUUGUACAAUUAUUUCCACUAAGUGCUUAAAUUGCCCCUUUUCAUUCCACAGUAUGGACUCAAAUGUGGUAAUGGCUGGUGUGUUUGCAUCAUUGAUUGACACUUAAGACGCACUGUAAAUAUUUAUUUGGGUAUAACAUUGUUGUGUGGUCUUUAUUUUUGUGUUUGUUUUGUAUUGUUAACAUUUGUGUGUCAAUUUUUUGUCAGUUAUUCAAAUUCAAUGUUUUGUUUACUGAUUAACAUUGAUUUAUUUAUAUUUAAUACACUAAGCUUGCAAAACCACUUUUCAUGAAUUGUUUUAACAGGUACAUGUUAACAUCUAUUUUAUUGCUAUUCAGGAUUUUUUUUUAUUCAGGUUGCAGUUCUUUUGGUACGACAGCUAGUUGUUUUUAAUGUGCACUGGCGCCCCCAUGUGGAGACAAUGUUACCUUGGUACGCAGAAAUCACGUGGUUUCGAAGAAACUACAGUAGAGUCAAUGUUUUAUUGGUACACAAUCUCCA